Zymoseptoria tritici IPO323 is the source of this 990-nucleotide messenger RNA. RefSeq lists its product as uncharacterized. The transcript has 2 exons. The record is from RefSeq and is a predicted model, not a curated record. Lineage: Eukaryota; Fungi; Ascomycota; Dothideomycetes; Mycosphaerellales; Mycosphaerellaceae. Bases 1 to 990 code for a protein of 329 amino acids.
AUGCCUCACAAACACACGCGCCGCAAUGACGGCGACCAGAAGAACUUCAACCUCCCUCCGACCAUCCUUGCGAAACCACUCCCGAACUACGAGAAGACCGAGAAAACGUCCUUGAAGCGCGGACAGAGAAAAGCACCGCAAAAGGAACAUCAACCGAACCUCAAGCGAAAGCGUCAAAAUGGCGGCGGAACAACAGACUACGGAGCGGACGACACACCACGAGCAUUCGCCCGACUCAUGGAUCUCAGCGCCGGCAAGAAGAUGCGAAGUGGACUGGACAAUGGCGAAAGCAAAAAGGCCGUGAAGAAGAAGCGGAAGUUAGAAGACGAUACCGCAAAGGCCGCUGCAGGAGGAAAGUCAACACCGGCCAAAGAGACAGAAGCAGCAGCCGCAGCAGCCGCCCUCCUAACAGCACCACCACCCGCACAACUCAAAAUCCAGCCCGGCGAGCGUCUCGCGGACUUUGCUGCCCGUGUAAAUCAGACAUUACCCAUGAGCGGUCUCACGAGGAAGGGAGGCGCAGGACAAGAGCGAGUCACGAAGACGGAGAAGAGGAUGAAGAAGAUGUACGCCGAAUGGCGGACAGAGGAGCAGAAACGAAAGGACAAAUUGGAAGAGCUUCAAGAACAACAGGAGGAUGAGGAUGAGGAGUUAGCAACAGAACACGGCGGGCAACAAGUCCGACUCUCCACAGUUGGUCGCAAAGGCAAGAGGGCGCGGAUGGUCGGUGAAGUGAGUGAUGAUGAAGAUCCCUGGGCGGUGUUGAAGGAAAGAAGGGAUAAGCCGAAAGGACUGCAUGAUGUUGUGCUCGCGCCGCCUACGAUCAAGGUCGUGCCGAAGGAGAGAUUCAAGGUUAGGGAUGGCGCGAAGGUGGAGGUUGCAAAUGUUCCCGGAGCGAGUGGCAGUUUGAAGAGGAGAGAGGAGUUGGGAGAGGCAAGAAUGGAGGUCAUUGAGCGGUAUCGAGCGAUGAUGAAGGCGGCGAAGACAUGA